AUGUGGUCCCGGGCGAAUUGGGUGUUCAGCAUGAUGCUCUUUUCUUGGGCACCACCGACACCUGAUGCCAUCAAAAAGGAUGAGGAACGCGAAGCUGAAUAUGACGACGCGGAAGAACAUCAGAAGGAGGAUACCAGUAGUUUCAAGGGCAUGCUUUCCGAUUGGCAGAAGGCAGAACCCCUGGGACUGCAACUUUCACAAUGUUGGCAUGAAAGUUCAGGAUAUUCAGGAAAGGCUCAACUGAGAGGGCAUCGACUUGCUCUUAGCCUUCUCCGAUGUCUUCGCAGCGGACUGGUUCUAGGGGGUUUGAUCGAGCUCGCAGCCAUGUUGACGGCCGCAAUACCGCCAAUUAUUCUACGCUGGCUUCUCGUGGCUUUAGCUGAACCAAUAACGAAUCCCGAUCCCGCCACGUCGAGUAGUACACAAGACGCUCACAAACCACACAUUAUACGCACCUCGCACAGCUAUACUCUGGUGGCCACUAUGACAGCCACGCAAAUGGCCGCCGGGAUACUCAUCAACGCCUCAAGAUAUAGGCUGGAAGGUGUUGGAGCCCAAGCUAAAGCUGCUCUCACAUACAUGAUAAUGAACAAGGCCUUCUUGGCCCCGCCAUCCUCAUCAGCCACCAAUUUGGUUCGAAGUCCACAUGAUCGCAACAAGGAUGGCCCAGAACAAACAUGGAACUCUGGCACCGUUUUCAACCUCGCAUCGGUGGAGGCCUCUCGUAUAGAAGACUGUAUCAGCGGCAUCAACGCCAUAUGGACUGUGCCAGCUAGCUUUCUUCUCGCAAUUCCUAUGCUGGCCACCAAUGUGGACGCAUCGUCGCUAGGCGGCAUGGUCGUAUUGCUCCUGGGUCUACCUAUCUUCACGCGCGUGUCCCUCCGUAUCUGGGAUGAACAGAAGGCCCUCAGUGGAUUCUGUCGACAUCGUGCUGCGUGUACUUUACAGGUUAUUCAAGGCAUUCGAGGCAUCAAGCUUGCGGGAUGGUCGUCUCAAAUAAUGGUUUUGAACAAGUUGUGUGGGAUGAGAGUUGUUGAGUUGGUAACGGCAAGCCGUUUGUGGCACAACCGAGCCCUGCUAGAAGCGGCGUGUGCUUUGUUGCCAACUUUGGCCUCUAUGGCAAGUCUCAUUCUGUAUGAUACCCUCCAUGAGGGUGUGCCAGAUCCAGCGAAAGCUUUCUCAUCCUUUGCUCUCUUCUUGGCCCUCAAGCCUCACGUCAACCGAGCGGCACAGGCAGCAGUCCAGUUGCAAGAUCUCCUUGUCGGAUGCCGCGCGAUCGAGAUGUGGUUGGAGACGGAAGAACCGCACGAAAUGAGAACAACCUCUGCGGAGUGGGCGGUUGAUGUUGCCCAAAACACUGUUCUCAGUUGGCCAGCCAGAUCGUCGACUGACGACUUCCACCUCUCUUUCAACACCAAGUUUCAGAUUAUGAACGGGGAGCUUGUAGCUGUUUGCGGCCGCCCUGGGUCUGGCAAGUCCUCUCUGAUGCACGCUAUUGCAAGCCAGAUGUGUCUCGAAACAGGAAGCUUUGAGCUGGGUAUCGGCUCAAAAGCGGCUUUGGCUAGCCAGACGCCAUGGAUCAGACAAGGCACAAUUCGGAGCAACAUCAUUUUCGAUCAGAAGUUUGAUGAUGCCAGAUAUUGGAAGGUCAUCAACGCUUGUGCUCUUAUCGCCGAUCUCGAGCGCAUGCCCCGACGAGAUCUCACCGUUGUUGGAGCAGGUGGCCAAGGUCUCUCAAGUGGACAGGCACAGCGCGUGAAUAUCGCCCGAGCGAUGUACUCGAAUGCGGAUAUUGUCCUUGUUGACGAUUGCCUUCGAAACCUUGACCCUUCAACUAGCAAGACGGUAUUUGAAUAUGGUCUCUGUGGCCUAGCAAAAGAUCGCACACGAUUUGUCGCGACGAACCAGGCUUGGGUGGCCCGCCAAUGUGACCGGAUACUGUGGCUCGAAGAUGGAAAGGCUACCUGGCUCACUUCUUCAGGCAAACUUGAUGACUAUUUCCCAUCCCUCAUGGGAGAAGAACCUAUGGAAAACUCCUCGACCCAACAACAGGAAGCUCAGUCUUCCCCCCGCCAGGCUGCAACGAAAGCCUCUAAUGCAGAUUCCAGGAGCACGUCGGAGUCAUUGCCAUCUCAUGAAGACACAAAACGACGUGACUCCUUUCAGUUUUAUCUAAGACUUAGCGGUGGGCCCAAGGCAGCCCUCACAGCGGGUGGUAUUGUCUUUUCAUGGCAAGUCACUGCUGCAGCUGUCAUUUUAUGGCUUUCUUUAUGGACAUCUGACCGAUUUGGUCUUUCCGGCUUUGCGUCAGUGACAUUGUUUGCUAUUUUUGGUUUUGGAGAGGCGCUACUAGCGUAUGUCCUGUGCCUCAACAUCACCACGAAGAUGUUACAUGCAAGCCAUAGCUUGUGGGAACGAUCGGUGAGACGAGUCGUUGCUGCGCCCAUGGGUUUCUUCCAAGACUCUCUACUUGGUAGCAUCAUGGACCGUCUCUCAAAAGAUGCGGACACAACGGAUAGGGAGUUGAUAGAGGCGACUCGAAAUGCUACACUUCAUCUCGCACGAUUGCUUGGUGGCGUUGCCUUGAUGCUCGCGAUGGAAUUCAAGGUAUGUCCUGCGGCAACCACAACAUGA
Molecule: messenger RNA, 2634 nt
Organism: Colletotrichum siamense
Lineage: Eukaryota; Fungi; Ascomycota; Sordariomycetes; Glomerellales; Glomerellaceae
Gene: ABCC1
Product: Multidrug resistance-associated protein 1
Exons: 1
Coding region: 1-2634 (877 amino acids)
Biological process (GO): transmembrane transport
Cellular component (GO): membrane
Molecular function (GO): ATP hydrolysis activity; ABC-type transporter activity; ATP binding
Source: RefSeq, a predicted model, not a curated record